AUGGCGUUUCAUUACUUUACGCCGGACGAGGCUCGGAUGGCCUUGGCGAGCAUCAUGGCCAUCGACGAGAAGAGCUACAAGCUGCAGGAGGAGCGCGAGCAGGAUCGGAAUGCCCGUGACACUGCCCUGCCGCUGCUUCGGCAGCUGCGCGCACUGAGGUUGCGGCGCAAGUUACUGGGGGUUCUCCUUCAGACCCUGGCACCGUACGGCGUCUCCGAGGAGACUUUGCUGCCAGCGGUGCUGCAGUUGCAAUCCCUCGCGCUGGUGCAGCUGGACAUGAAGGACCAGGCGGAAGCGAGCGAAAAAAUCCGCGGUGUGCCUUAA
Effrenium voratum is the source of this 324-nucleotide messenger RNA. Lineage: Eukaryota; Dinophyceae; Suessiales; Symbiodiniaceae. The record is from the annotation of a GenBank genome assembly.